Molecule: messenger RNA, 1908 nt
Organism: Pantherophis guttatus
Lineage: Eukaryota; Metazoa; Chordata; Lepidosauria; Squamata; Colubridae
Gene: TBC1D19
Product: TBC1 domain family member 19
Source: RefSeq, a predicted model, not a curated record
UCGGUCCCCCGUGCCGCAACGGCCGAAAACAAAGAGCCCUCUUUCGUCCGAGGGCACCAUGCUAGCCGGCGCGGAUGACGGCCUCUCCCUGACCAUCGCCCAGAUCGUGGAGAAGCUGAAGGGCUCCGGACUUCACGCCCAGCUGGAGCGACAGGCUCGGCUCAGUUUACACAAUCCAGAGAUUAAGCUACAAUCCCUAAAGGAAGAUAUUAAGGAAUUUCUGAAGACAUCAGGUUGGGAAAAGAAGCUGCACAAUGCUGUUUAUAGAGAAAUCAGUAUGUUUCCUUUACCUUGUUCUCCAUCAGUGCCUCCUGAACACAUCAAGGAACCUUUGGCUUACAUGAGAAAAGCUCAGGCAAACUGGGAAAAACGUAUUUUGAAGAGCCUAAACAGCAUGUGUAUAGAACUUGGUAUUCCGUUAUCACAGAAGAGACCGCUGAGUGAGCAAAAAGAACUGUUGAGUAAAUGGAAUGAAAUGGGGACGGAUGAACCAGAUCUGAGUCUCUUCAGGCCAGUUUAUGCACCUAAAGAUUUUCUUGAGGUGCUGAUGAACCUGCGCAAUCCAAAUUACGACACCAGCGAGGUGUCUAAUUUUAGAAAUCACUUGGGACUAAUUCAGGUCCCACUCAAUGUGAAAGAUAUACCUGAACUGAAGGAUUAUUUUAGCGAAUUAGACCUGAACACUGGUCAGAUGGAUAUUGAUGAUUCUGCACAUGUGCCUUCAGAGCUUUAUGAAAAUGAGCACGUACGCCUCGGUCAAAAAGUUCUUAUGGAGCAGGACAGCGCAGCUGCCCAACAGUACGUGCGACAAGGCUCUCCAAAUUCAUUAAGAGCAGAGCUGUGGGCACUGAUUCUGAACAUUUCAACCCAACCAGAGGAUAUCUUGUACUAUGAACAACUGAAGUCUAACGUGAUCCAGUACAAUCUUUUGGUGGACAGUCUGAUUUAUAAAGAUGUGAAAUUGACAGCCAGCAAUGAUGACUACUACUUUGUGUUUGAGGAUUAUUUAUAUCAGGUGUUGCUUUGUUUCUCCCGAGACACUUCAGUGUUGGAACACUUUGCGUACAAUAGUGCUACCCCACCCAGGUCGUUCAUUCGAGGAAAGCUUGGAAUGGAACAAUACGCUGUGUUUUAUCCGCCAAACGGUGUCAUUCCUUUCCAUGGCUUUUCAAUGUAUGUUGCUCCUCUUUGCUUUCUGUACAAUGAGCCCUCCAAGCUGUAUCAGAUAUUUCGUGAAAUAUAUGUGCGUUACUUCUUCAGACUUCACUCCAUUUCUUCUCACUCUUCGGGGAUUGUAUCACUAUGUCUGCUGUUCGAGAAUCUCCUUCAAAGCCAUCUCCCGCAGCUGUUCUAUCAUCUUCGAGAAAUUGGAGCGCAGCCGCUAAGAAUAUCAUUUAAAUGGAUGGUCCGAGCCUUCUCUGGAUACUUGGCUACCGAUCAGCUGCUGUUUUUGUGGGACAGAAUUUUGGGAUACAACACUCUGGAAAUCCUGGCUGUCCUGGCAGCUGCUGUGUUUGCUUUCCGAGCGGGGAAUCUGAUGGAGGUGACAUCACUAGCCGCAGCUGAAGCUGUCCUUGCUGAUCUUUCAACUCUGAAAGUGAUGCCUCUUCUUCAGAUCUUCCUCUUCGCCACUGGCUCUUCGUAACCUUCCAAAGUCCCAGGGCUGCAUGGCUAGCAGACUUUUCAACAGAUGCUGAUAAUAAGCCUUUCGCCCAAUUAACAAUUUAACAGUUAACGGUUUUGCAAAGAAUUGAAUAUGCUGCUCUUGCCUGGUAACCUCCCCAAACGCUGUUGCGUAUCGCCUUUUCACUGCUGCUUGCUGUUGUAUUUUAGCCAAGCUGCGAUACCUGGAUAUAGUGCAAAUCAAAAAAGGGAAUCUUUUUCUUUAAUGCAUGCAGUAUUAAGUGC